AUGGCCGAGGAUCAAUUCGAGACGUUCUGGGCCGAGACGAAGGGCAGGGCCAUCUCCAAGGUUCUGAGCGACUUUUAUUCCCAGUACGAGGGGCAGUCCUGGAAGAACAUCCUAUCCGUGGAGGGCUCACACUUUGAGCGGUACGGCACGAUGGCCGCGACGAUGCAGUAUGCUGCAGUCCAGGGCCUGGGUUUCUUCCUCCAGGAGAUCUGCCUGGGCAGUCUGCAGGCGACGGCGAGGGCGUGCGAAGGCUCGAAGGGGUCCACGCGGUCGUCGCUGUCUGUGUCGAGCGUGAAGAGCCUUGAGAGCAGGGGCAGUGGGAGGCGAAUGUCGUGGGAGGGAACCGUCGGCGGCUACCAGGUCAAGGUCAGGACGAAGACCUUCAGGAUGCUGGGCGAUCCGACGGAAGAGGAGCUCAUCCCGAAGAAGAAAACCCGAUGA
Molecule: messenger RNA, 441 nt
Organism: Prorocentrum cordatum
Lineage: Eukaryota; Dinophyceae; Prorocentrales; Prorocentraceae
Source: the annotation of a GenBank genome assembly